Messenger RNA from Neurospora tetrasperma FGSC 2508, 3943 nucleotides. RefSeq lists its product as uncharacterized. The record is from RefSeq and is a predicted model, not a curated record. Gene Ontology annotation, biological process: sister chromatid cohesion. The transcript has 4 exons. Bases 1 to 3804 code for a protein of 1267 amino acids. Gene Ontology annotation, molecular function: protein binding; ATP hydrolysis activity; ATP binding. Gene Ontology annotation, cellular component: cohesin complex; chromosome; nucleus. Lineage: Eukaryota; Fungi; Ascomycota; Sordariomycetes; Sordariales; Sordariaceae.
AUGGGCAAGCUCAUCCGUCUCGAGCUUUUCAACUUCAAGUCCUACAAGGGCCACCACACCCUCCUGUUCGGCGACUCCUACUUCACCUCCAUCAUCGGCCCCAAUGGCUCUGGAAAGUCAAAUUCGAUGGAUGCCAUCUCCUUCGUCUUGGGCAUCAAAUCGUCACACCUCCGAUCGACCCAUCUCCGAGACCUCGUCUACCGUGGCCGUGUCAUGAAAACCUCGAAAAUCCAAGAAGAUGGCACCGCUGCCCCCGCUACUAACGGCGUCAAUGGGCACGAAGACGGCGAAGACGAAGAUCCUUCCCAACGAUCCUCGAGGAACGACCCCAAGACGGCUUGGGUCAUGGCCGUCUACGAAGACGAUGCUGGCGACGAGCAACGGUGGAAGCGAACCAUUACAAAUAGUGGAUCCAGCGAGUACCGCAUCAACGAUAGAGUGGUUACCGCCCAGCAAUACAACGAUGCGCUUGAGGCUGAAAAUAUCCUGAUCAAGGCGCGUAACUUCCUGGUUUUCCAGGGAGACGUUGAGGCCAUUGCCUCGCAGUCGCCUCAAGAUCUUACACGCUUGAUCGAACAGAUAUCCGGAAGUCUUGAAUACAAGGCCGAUUAUGAGAAGUUGCAGGCCGAGGUUGAGCAGGCUGCUGAGAACCAGAAUUUCCAGCUGCACCGGAGAAGAGGCAUCAACUCGGAAAUCAAGCAGUAUCAGGAACAAAAGAAAGAGGCCGAAAACUUCCAACGGAAAACCGAAGAACGAGAUGAGGCCGUCAUUACCCAUAUCCUGUGGAAGCUAUAUCACUUUCAGAAGGUCAUGGACGAGUCUAGCGCGCAAAUCCAGGAGCACCAGGAAAACCUUAAAGAGUUCCGUCGGAAUGUUGAAGCCUUUGAAAACAAACUGGAUGCUGCUCGCAAGGAGCAGGCUACGGUAGGACGUGAGAUGGGCAAGGUUGAGAGGAACAUCAAGGCCAAGGAAAAGGACAUUGAAGACAAGGAAAACAGUCUUGUGCCAAUCGACGAAAAGAUUGCGCAAAGCACCCAAGAUAUGGGUGUGCUACGGAAGCGCAUUGUCGAGGUGAAAAAGGACCGCGACAGCCAAGCAUCUAGCAUCUCCAAAUUGCAAAAGGACCUCGCCACCGUGGAGAAAGCGCAGCAGCAGUUCGAAAAGCAAUGGGCCGAAACACUCAAGAAGCAAGGCAAGGAGCUUAGUGAUGAGGACCGCAAGGAAUAUACUAGUCUUCAAGCCGAAGCUAUGAAGAAAACUGCCGACAACCGGGCCAAGCUGGCCAACCUCACGCGCCAGCUCAAGAGUGACGAGGUCACCGUCAACAGCCUGAAAGGGAAAAUCGACAACUUUGAGGCCGCUAUUGAAAAGCUGCAGACCGAGGUUCAGUCGAUCAAGGAUAGAAAAGACGCCAGCCAGGACGCGGUACAACAACUCCGAAGCGAUAUCGCCGCGAAGAAGAAAGAGUAUAACAAACUCCAGUCUGAGCGCGUAAGGAUAAACCAGACCAGAACCGCCCAGGAGGAGAAGCUGCGGGAAAUCCUUCGCAAGCUGGAGGAUGCGGAAUCUGGCCGGCGUCAGAAUGAGAAGGAGACAAGAUUGAGGAACAUGAUCAGCGACCUCAGGCGCAUCUACCCAGGUGUCCGAGGCCGGGUUGGAGAUCUUUGCAAACCCAAACAGAAAAAAUUUGACGAGGCGGUCAUCACAGCCCUUGGACGUGACUUCGAUGCAGUUGUGGUGGACACCGAGAAGGUUGGGAUGGACUGCGUGCAGUAUCUCAAGGAGCAGCGGUUUCCUCCCUUGACGUUUAUUCCGCUCGACAACAUCAAGGUCAACAGCUCAGUUUCGGCAGUUAAGGGCAUUUCCGGAGCACGACUGACCAUUGAUACAAUUGACUUUGAUCCUUCCCUCGAGCGUGCCAUCAGCUACGCUUGUGGUGGAUCUGUCGUCUGCGACAAUCUCCAUAUCGCAAAGGACAUCGUAUACGGUAGAAAGAUCCAAGUCAAGGCUGUCACGCUGGAAGGUUUCGUGAUUCACAAGGCUGGUACCAUGACUGGUGGCCGUUUACCUAAUGAGAAGGGCGGCAAGCGUCGGUUUGAGGAACAUGACAUCCAAAAUCUGCAACGGAUGGCACAGUCAUUGAAAGACGAGGUGGCAGCUUUGGCGCACUCUGGGCGACGAACCGCCAAGGAGGAUGCUUUGCUGGUUGAAUUCACAGCGCUUGAACAACGCCUCAAGAUUCAGGAAGGUGAACUGGCCGCCUUUGAGAAGAAUCUCAAGAGCAAACAGAAAGAGCUCGAUCAUCAGGAGCGGCAGCUGGACGACUACGAGCCCAAGUAUGAGGAAAAGCACGGUGAGCUGGAGCGGACGCGGGCAACGGUACAGAAGUUCGAAAAAGCCAUCUCAGACGUCGAGGAUAAGAUCUUUAAAGAUUUCUGCAAGAGACUGGGCUACGAGAACGUCCGUGCCUACGAAGCCCAGCAGGGCACUUUGGAACAAGAAGCUGCCCAGAAGCGGCAAGACUUUGAUAUCCAAAAACAACGCAUCCAGAGCAACAUCACAUGGGAAACGUCACAGCACACGGCGACCAGCGACAGGAUACACUCGCUAGAACGGACCCUACAACGGCAUGAACGAGAUCUCGAUACAUACCGACAAGAGAAAGCAUCGAUCGAAGAGGAACUGGCGGAAGACCGGGAGGCGCUCGAGGAGCUUGAGCAGAGUCUAGAAGAGCUCAAGGUCUCCCACGCAGAAAAGACCAAGAAGGUUCAGGAGGCCAAGCAAGACCUACAGAGGAGGAGCAGAGACAUAGAAGUCAGGUUGAAGGAGAUCAGCAAUCUGGAGGCUACAGUUCAGCAGAGUAGUGCUCAAAAGCUUGCCCUGCUCAGGAGAUGCAAGCUUGAGCAGAUCCAGAUUCCUCUUCAACAAGGCUCUCUCGACGACAUUCCAAACGAGGACAUGUUACUCCAGAAGGACCAGGAUGCCAUGGAUGUUGAUGGCGAGGAUGAAGACCAGGAAGCCGAGCUUCUCGAAGCUGCCAUGGACGACUACGGUGUUGAAAUUAACUACGACAACCUCGAUGACGCACUACUUCAAGACCCGAACGACGAAGUCGAAGAGAAGCUGCAAGAAAAGAUCUCGGCCCUUACCGCCGAGAUCGAGAAGCUCAACCCCAACAUGCGCGCCAUCGAGCGUCUCGAGUCGGUCAAGUCGCGCCUCGAGUCCACGGAAAAGGACUUUGAGGACUCGCGCGCCGCCCUCAAGGCGGCACGGGAUGCCUUCAACCAGGUCAAGGACAAGCGGUUCGAGCUCUUCAACAAGGCCUUCACGCACAUUCAGGAGCAGAUCACGCACGUGUACAAGGACCUCACACGCUCAGACGCCUAUCCGCUCGGUGGGCAGGCGUACCUGGAUAUCGAGGAGGACACGGAUACCCCCUACCUGUCGGGCAUCAAGUACCACGCCAUGCCGCCGCUCAAGCGGUUCCGCGACAUGGAGCACCUGUCGGGCGGUGAGAAAACCAUGGCGGCGCUAGCGCUGCUCUUUGCGAUCCACAGUUACCAGCCGUCACCCUUUUUCGUGCUGGACGAGGUGGACGCGGCGCUGGAUAAUGCCAAUGUGGAAAAGAUCAAGAAGUACAUCCGCGAGCAUGCGGGUCCUGGAAUGCAAUUUAUCGUCAUCAGUCUCAAGGCUGGGCUGUUUCAAGAUAGCGAGAGCUUGGUGGGCGUUUAUCGCGAUCAGGACGUGAAUAGCUCCAAGACUUUGACGUUGGAUUCGCAAGUACAACUAAGUAGUCAUUGGUAGUGGAGGACUUCGUGUAAUGCCAUGUCAUGUAUGGCCUCCCGUUAGGCGGCGGGGAUCUGAUGGUUAUGUGUGUGAACUGGGUGAAACCACUUCAGGCGGGCGGGCAGUGUAAACAAAUCGAUCGGAAGGAGUUCAAAGG